Molecule: messenger RNA, 571 nt
Organism: Tripterygium wilfordii
Lineage: Eukaryota; Viridiplantae; Streptophyta; Magnoliopsida; Celastrales; Celastraceae
Product: protein GAST1
Exons: 4
Coding region: 91-435 (114 amino acids)
Source: RefSeq, a predicted model, not a curated record
CGAGUCACAACAUUCCUCUCUCUCUCUCUCUCUCUCUCUCUCUCUCUAUUAGGCAUUUUGCUAAAACUUUUCUCUCAUCAAAACUUUGAAAUGGCAAGAAAGCAAAGCAUUUUGAUGUUGUCUAUUGUUUUCUUGCUUCUUUUGUUGGUAGAUAAUCAUGCUGCCAUGAGUGAGGCUCCAACCCCACAGCCUCAACCAAACAGCAGUAAUCUUCCCCAGCAUGGCACCACUCAAGGAAGCCUCAAUCCACAAGAAUGUUCUCCGCGAUGCAGCACGAGAUGCUCGAACACAGCAUACAAGAAGCCAUGCCUAUUCUUCUGCCAAAAAUGCUGUGCAAAGUGCUUGUGCGUGCCUGCAGGAACUUAUGGAAACAAGCAGUCCUGCCCUUGUUACAACAAUUGGAAGACCAAGAGAGGAGGACCCAAAUGCCCUUGAAUUUUGAAAAUGGCUGUCCUACGACUUUACAGUUUUGGGUAUUAAGUCAUUCUAUACAGGUGAAAGAUUGCUUAAUGGACUUCCUUGUGUUGUAUUUGCAUAGUACUAUGAAUGCAAUUGGACUUUAAAGUAACAA